Mytilus californianus (California mussel) is the source of this 1357-nucleotide messenger RNA. RefSeq names its product probable serine/threonine-protein kinase roco8. The record is from RefSeq and is a predicted model, not a curated record. Lineage: Eukaryota; Metazoa; Mollusca; Bivalvia; Mytilida; Mytilidae. The transcript is spliced from 5 exons. The coding region runs from base 290 to 1357 and encodes 355 amino acids.
AUGCAAUAUUUAACAUGUUUAACGAAUAAAGAGAUGUCAACCUCAGAUCAGGUUUUGUUUGAAUAUAAUUUGUUACUUUAUUGUGUUGUUGCUACUGAACACCUUUUUGUUUAUUCUAAGACACUUCUAUUUUCUUUCGUUUUUUUUUUUAUUUCAAAUAUUACGUUACAGAUGUAAAUUUAUUUCAGUUUUGCCAGAAGCCAUAAACCAAUUAUCAGAAGUAGAUAAAAUAAGAUACAUUAAGCUUCUGCAGGGUUCAAAAACCGAAAACAGGUAUUUUGUACGAAUUAUGAUAGUUGGAAAAGAAUCAGCUGGGAAAACAUGCCUCUUGAGAAGAUUAUUGAAGGAAGGCAUAUCCGAUGUUUCUAGUACAGAUGGUGUGGAUAUUGUUGUUCGUAGAUGCAAAAUCAACAUAGAAAACGGCAAAUGGACAAUCGGCAAAAGAAUUAAAGAUGACAAGUUUGGUCGGAUUAAGAGAGCAAUUAUUGCAGAAGAAAAAACAACAAUGGAUGUUACAAAAGGUCAGAAGGAAUUUUAUGCUACACAUCAAGCAUUUUUAACUAGUAGUGCAGUAUACCUUGUAGUUGCAGAUAUGAAGGACGACAUCAGUAAACAAGGCUUGAGUCAGUAUUUUGCAGAUUUUCAGCAUAUUGGAGAGUAUGUUGAUUUUUGGUUUGAUUCUAUCCAUUGUCACCGAACGACCAGCAAACCAGCUAGUAAUGGGCACUUCAAUCCUCCGAUUUUAUUAGUUUUCACAGGAAAGGAUAAGUAUAACAAGGCUGAAUUUAAGAAGAGAGAAAAGGAACUUAAUAAUCAAAUAGACCAUGUUUUUGGAUUUCAAAGCAAAUAUCACCACUUGUACAACAAGUUUUAUCUGUCAAAUACUAAAGAUAGUAACGAAGAUUUUGAGAAGUUGCAAUACGCAAUUUAUGAGACUGCACGUAAAAUGGAUAAUUGGGGUAAUGCUUUUCCAUUAAAAUGGAUUCUUUUAGAACAUUUGAUUGAAAUUAAUAAGAUCAAUGGAAAAAAUUUUAUCAAUUUUCCUGACAUGUCAAAUCUGGCUAAACAUCCUGAUAUCAAUAUACUAGAAAAGGAGGAAUUGUUGUUGUUUCUUCGAUUUCAGCAUAACGUAGGGAACAUUAUUUUUUUUGAAAAUAUACAGGAUUUGAUCAUAUUAAGACCUCAGUGGUUAGCAGAUGCUUUCCGAUGUUUAGUCUCAGAUAAAGUUGAUUACAGGAGAUUGCAUCACCUUAAGGACUGGACACUUUUUACACGACAAGGCAAAAUGAGUGAAUCACUAAUAACAGAACUCUUCAAUUCAAAAGAUGGAUGUCAGUUAUCAGGACAGAAAAAAUAA